GGUAAUAUGAUAUUUCAAGAUAAAACUAUUUCUUCGCCGAAACAAUCACUUUAACGUAAGAAGGUAAGUUACCUAUCGCAUUCUUUUUUGCUGAACCUAUCAUAUCGUAGUGUACGAUAAUGUGAGAUCAAAUUUUGCGGAAUUUUUACGGUUGUUACAGAGAUGCCAAAAGUAACGAGUUUUUUCAGACAAAUCCUCGUCCUGAUUCCAGUUUAUGUAGGUUCCAUCUUCUCUGGAAUGGGGUACUCGUGGGUUGCCUCAUACAUGAUGUUAUUACAAUCUGAAGAAAACAACUCAACUCCCUACACCAUCCAGCAAUGCACUUUACUAGCUUUAGCAAUGCACAUUGGACGAAUCACCAGCGCUUUCAUCAGUGUUCUUGUACUGGGAAAAUUUGGUCGUAAGAUACCUCUCAUCAUUGCAUACGUUUUAUUCCUGAUCUCAGCUGGAAUGGUGUUGAUUAGCACAGCGUACGUGGUAGUGGCUUCAUCCCGAUUCGUGAAUGGAAUCGCAAACGGCGUACACGAAUGUUUCGGCACGAUUUAUUUGGGUGAAAUUCCAUCGAAAAAGAUCCGAGGCAUGAUAUGCUCGAGUGUGACAGCUUUCUUCAAUUUUGGAAUACUGGCUCAGUACGCUUUGGGAACCUACAUGAGCUACGUCAACGGAGCCAUUUUAAGAAUAUCUUUAGCAACAGUCUUGGUUUUAUCAACGUAUUACUUGAUCGAAUCUCCGUACCAUUUAAAACCUCUGGAUUCGGAUAAAGCAAUGAAAACCAUAGCCUGGUUACAAGCAAUACCAUCGAAGCAAGCUCAACAGGAACUUGAAAAUAUCAACGUAGAAAACGCCAACUUGAUAGAUUUCGUAAAACGUUUCAAAAAACCAGAAGUGUACAAGAGUUUUGGACUAGCUUUAUCCUUAGGAUUCAUCGCUACUGUAAUGACAGUCGUAGUCAGUUCUUUUGCUAAUUUCAUAAUCCCCGAAACUGAUUAUUUGAAUUCGCAUCAGUUCGCCAUUCUUUUGACUAUUGUACCUAUCGUCAUGUAUACAUUAUCGGCUCUCAUCAUCGAUCAUCUAGGCAGACGAUUACUUCUAUUAGUUGGCUUCUCUUUAGGUAUAUUUUUCAACGCACUGAUAACUUUAUUGUAUUACAUGGAAGAAACAUCAAUCCUGAACAUACCCAACUUCUCUUGGGUAAUAUUUUUUAUUAUAGUGAUGUUUUUAAUUACAUAUUUUCUAAGCAUAUCUCCAACCGCGAAUGCUCUCCGUACAGAACUGUUUCCUACUAGUUGUAAAGUUAUAGGUGUUUCGCUGACGGUUGUGUGUAAUUCGUUGGCUUAUUUAUUCGGUACAGUUUUCUUCCUUCGGAUAAGCGAGUUUUAUGGGUUGUAUCUGAAUUUUUUAAUUUAUUGUGUUUGCUGUCUCGUAGGUUUAAUACUUGUGAGUGCGUAUUUGCCAGAAACGAAAGGGAAAAGUUUGAGUGAAAUACAAGAAAUACUAAGAGGUGAAAAUAAAACUGUUUCGUAAAUUUAGAGUCAGCCAUGAGAUAUGUAGGUUAUAGGUAUCCAAUCUGAAAAAAAAAAAACGUCUCGAGAGCCUAUCCCCAAUUUGAAAAACAAUCAAUUUAUCCAUAAAAAUUCCAUUUCUGCGUCAAAAUUUCUCUAAAUAAUCAUUUUUCAAGAAAAAAAAUUCCCCAGUACACCAAGCUACGUUAAAGCCCUCACAUAAAACCCUCAAAGUUGAAAAAAAUCGAAAAAAAUAUAAUAGGUAGGGGGUAGGCGAAUACGUGAUGGAAAUGAACCAAAUUCGAGGAUGGGUACCACGAACACAUGAAAAUUUUAAUUUUUUGAUUUUUCCAAUUUCUUGAGAGGGAAUUCAAGAUACACCUUUUUAAUCAAAGGGGAGGGGGAACUUCAUUUAGUGGCGUAUAACCAGGAGUUUCUCAAGAAGGGGGCAAAACUACAUUUUUGGGCAUAAAAAAUCGAAGUUCAAGGUAAUUUUCUGAAAACCUUUCACGAUGUGUGAUAAUUUCAUGCAAACGAAGAUAAAAUGACUGCUUGAGCGAGAAUUUUCCGAAAAAUAGGUCUAAUAAACAAAAAAAAAGUCCAUUUUUUCUCGCAAGAGAGGGAAAUGACCCCCAUAUGCUCCCCUUAACUACUGAAAAUAAAUCAAAUCUAAGGAUCUGAAUGAGAAAACAUUUUAAUUUUUUAGAUUUUGCAUACAUUUUGAGAAUUGGGGUGAGGGGAGGGGAAGGAGACUUUCUGACAGACCUAAUUUUACAAUAAUUUCCAGGAUUUUUUUUCCAAUAAAACCCACAUUUUUAGAGGACAGCAACAAAAAAAAAUCGCAGCAUGAGAGUUGACUUUCUCGUAUAGACCAAAUUGAUAUGUUCAGCUCCAUUUUACUUUUCACCGAUGGAGCUGAAAAUUUCAUGACGUGAUUUUUUUUACCAGGGCUUCUGACUCUAUGAAGGGGGGGGGGCGAAAAAAUUUUCCAUCAAGUGUAACGUACACCAUUUACCUACCUGUCUUUAAUUUUCCCUCCAAAUGAAACGCUCAAUUCAAAGAAUAAAUUUGAAUUGAAAUUUUGUAUUUUUCUUCUUGUAGGUACAUACAAAUAUUUUUUGACAAAAAAUGACCUGAAAAAAUUUUACACUUCUCAAAUGAAAAAUAAAAGCUUUAUCAUUUAAGCAAAAUUUCCCAUUAGGAAAGCAGGUGUUUUUCCUUGCUGGUUUAAACAGUUGGUGGCAACAAAUGUACUCCCGGGGGGGGGGGGGGAUAUAUAAAAUUAGGGUCGGAACAAGCUCCGUGCGGUGUUACAGAAAUUUUCAAAUUUUAGGUAAGUAAUACGUUUUUAUGGCCAAUUUUGUUCACUCAACUGUUUUUUUUCAAUAGAUGUAACACACUGGGGGAGGGGGGGCGGUAAUGAAAUAAAACGUGGUACGAACAUGCUCCUCAGGGGGUACAGUACAUUUAUCGAAGGGGCAGAUAAAAAACUCAGAAUUAAACAAUGGGAAGGGUGAAACGUGACUGCGAGAAAUUUUCAAAUUAAGUACAUGCUCCCCGGGGGGGGGGGUGCUACAGAAAUUUUCAAAUUUUAGAUAAUAGCUUUUUUAAAUAAAUGUAACACACGGUGGGGGCAAGGUAAUUAAAUAGAACUUGGUCCGAACAUUCUCCCCACUGUGGUACAUUUUUAAAAGGGGAAAAUAAGCAAACUCAGAGUUGAACAAUGGGAAAGGUUUUUACAAAGAAAUUCAACUUUGAUUUGGAUUAGAAUUACAAAAAAAAAAAAAUUCAAAUGCUUGGGUAGUUUUUUUUAAAAUCUUCCGAAACUGAAAUGUAUUUAAUUUUGUUUUUUUCUGGUGUGCUUUUUUCGCAUGAAAUUGCUGUAAAUUAUUUAUUGAAAAAAUUAUUAAAAUUGAAAAAAAUAAAUAAAUUCAACUCAUCAACUCAAAAAUCUGAAAAGUACAAGCAGAAAAUGCAUUUAUAACUCUUCCAAGUUAUCAUUUGUCUUACGAUUCCAUAUUAAAUACCUACACUUGAUGUAUAAUUAAUUAAUUAUGUUGUAAACUGAUCUUGAUUAUGAUUAAUUAAUGACUUGAUAUAAAGCCUUUUUUCUUGUAAUUUUGUACAGUCAUUUGUUUUCAAUUUUUUUUAUAACAAUACAUACUACUUAGCACAUUUUUUUGUAUUAUUAGAAUUACCUAUUUGAUAGGUAUUAAUAACGUGCAGUGAAAUGAAAAUUAUUUAUUUAAAAUAACUAUAAUUUUGAUUUU
Molecule: messenger RNA, 3772 nt
Organism: Planococcus citri (citrus mealybug)
Lineage: Eukaryota; Metazoa; Arthropoda; Insecta; Hemiptera; Pseudococcidae
Product: facilitated trehalose transporter Tret1-like
Exons: 3
Coding region: 163-1524 (453 amino acids)
Biological process (GO): transmembrane transport
Cellular component (GO): membrane
Molecular function (GO): transmembrane transporter activity
Source: RefSeq, a predicted model, not a curated record